AUGUCAUCAAAACCAAGGUAUUUAAGUGAUUCAGAAAGAGCAAAAGUUUUAGAAUUUCAAGAUAUGAUUCAUUAUAGUCCAAGAUAUAGUGAUGAUACUCAUGAAUAUAGACAUGUAAUGUUACCAAAAAAUAUGCUCAAAAUUAUACCACAAGAUUAUUUUAAUCCAGAAACUGGAACUUUAAGAAUAUUGUUAGAAGAAGAAUGGAGAGGAUUAGGAAUAACUCAAAGUUUGGGGUGGGCUCAUUAUGAAACUCAUGCUCCUGAACCUCAUAUCUUAUUAUUUAAAAGACCUAUUAAUUAUGGUCAAUAA
Lodderomyces jiufengensis is the source of this 312-nucleotide messenger RNA. RefSeq names its product cyclin-dependent protein kinase regulatory subunit (gene CKS1). Gene Ontology annotation, cellular component: SCF ubiquitin ligase complex; cyclin-dependent protein kinase holoenzyme complex. Bases 1 to 312 code for a protein of 103 amino acids. Gene Ontology annotation, molecular function: histone binding; cyclin-dependent protein serine/threonine kinase activator activity; protein kinase binding. Gene Ontology annotation, biological process: regulation of mitotic cell cycle. The record is from RefSeq and is a predicted model, not a curated record. The transcript has a single exon. NCBI's taxonomy places the organism in Eukaryota, Fungi, Ascomycota, Pichiomycetes, Serinales, Debaryomycetaceae.